Molecule: messenger RNA, 924 nt
Organism: Penicillium cataractarum
Lineage: Eukaryota; Fungi; Ascomycota; Eurotiomycetes; Eurotiales; Aspergillaceae
Product: ribonuclease P subunit p30 family protein
Exons: 2
Coding region: 1-924 (307 amino acids)
Biological process (GO): tRNA processing
Cellular component (GO): nucleolar ribonuclease P complex
Molecular function (GO): RNA binding
Source: RefSeq, a predicted model, not a curated record
AUGUUUUACGAUUUGAAUGUCCCAUACAGUCCGGAUGACCCCGAGGCACUCCACACCUUAAACUUCCUUGCUGAACUUGGUUACACGACCGUCGCCUUGUCCCAAACAAUCACUGGCAAGCUUCCCCCGAACCUUAGCCCGCCGCCUCUUCCAUCAAAUGCCCCAAAGUCCCUCCAGUUGCUCACCCGGCUCAACCUUACACUCUCCGACCCCGCGCAAAACCAGCGGCUCAAUAGCUUAUCACAAGCUUAUGACAUUGUUGCCCUGUGCCCGACAAAUGAGAAAACCCUUCUCAAUGCCUGCACCAAUCUGGAGUGUGACGUGAUAUCACUCGAUCUUUCUGUGCGACUUCCAUUCCACUUCAAAUUCAAAAUGCUGUCGGCUGCGAUAUCACGUGGUAUUCGCCUGGAGAUCUGCUACGGCCCGGGAGUCACAGGGAGCGGGUUGGAUGCUCGUCGCAACCUUAUUGGAAACGCAAUGUCGUUGAUCAGAGCUACACGGGGUGGAAGAGGCAUUAUCGUAUCAAGUGAGGCCAAGCGUGCGCUGAGCCUGCGAGCUCCGUGGGACGUGAUCAACCUGACCUGUGUGUGGGGCUUAUCACAAGAGCGAGGCAAGGAAGCAAUCUGUGAAGAAGCUAGGAAGGUCACAGCGUUGGCCAAGCUCAAGCGCACGAGCUGGCGCGGCAUCGUCGAUAUUGUCCAUGGUGGAGAGAAGGCUAAGACCGAGAAGCCGACAACCAAGCAGAAGGGACAAGCCAAAGCAGCUGCCUCUGCGCAGCCGGAAAAUACCACUGAAACCUUGAAGAGGAAGGCUUCUCUUGGCUCCGAGGCUGCCGUUGAGCCCGAGAAGCCUCUGUCGAAGCGAGAGAUCGCGCGACGAGCCAAAAAGGCCCGUCUUGAACGUCAAGCAGAAGAUGCGAGCUGA